Lethenteron reissneri (Far Eastern brook lamprey) is the source of this 1490-nucleotide messenger RNA. RefSeq names its product dead end protein 1-like. Gene Ontology annotation, molecular function: RNA binding. The record is from RefSeq and is a predicted model, not a curated record. Lineage: Eukaryota; Metazoa; Chordata; Hyperoartia; Petromyzontiformes; Petromyzontidae.
UGCUGGUACCUCUAUCAGCCAAGCCUCUCAUCAUCACCUGCUCCUGUGUGGCAGUUGAUUCCCCCCACUGCGUGUCAAGUUCUCCACCGGGCCCCAACCCGCUGCCCCAGCGCCACCGUAGCCAAUCCACCGAUGCUCGGCAUGGCCUGUCUGGAGAGGGACCUGCUGUACCUCAAGCUGCGCACGGGGUACAACAUCUUCCAGGAGAACGGACAGAGGAAGUUCGGACCGCCGCCCGACUGGCAGGGCCCCCCUCCCGCCCGCGGCUGCGAGGUGUUCGUGGGGAGGAUCCCACGCGACCUCUACGAAGACGAGCUGGUUCCCGCGCUGGAGGCGGUGGGCAAGAUCUACCAGCUCCGCCUCAUGAUGGCGUUCAGCGGAGAGAACCGCGGCCUCGCGUUCGUCACCUACGCGAUGCGCUCCCACGCCAAGGACGCCGUCAAGAAACUCAACAACUUGGAGAUCCGUCCCGGACACCGCAUCGGAGUCAAAGUGAGCAUGCACUUUCGCCGUCUCUUCAUCGGGGGGCUGCCAAAGGACAAGACGCGAGCGGAGGUGAUGAUGGUGAUGAGCGACGCCACAGAGGGCGUGGUGGGUGUCAAGACGAGCGUCCAUUUACGCGACAACACCCUCAACCGAGGCUUCGCGUUCAUCGAGUACGAGAGCCAUCACGCGGCCGCCAUGGCCCGGAAGAAGCUCCGUCAACUUCGCUUCUGGCUCUGGGGCCGGACCAUCGAGGUGGACUGGGCCACCCCGGAGCGAAACACGGCGGCGGCUGCCGCGGCCACGGCAGCGGAACACGAGGAGGAGGAGAAGAAGGCGGUGGUCCCAGACCUGCUGCCGCCGGAUUGCACCGGCGCCGGCAAGGCCGCGCACAGCCUGUUUGGGGGCUGGGGGCCACGCACGCGGCUCUGGCGGGCACCCCGCCACUCACGGCCCACGCCCGUCGGUCUGGACGAGCUGCCGGAGGCGGCCGUCUUGUCGUGGGAGACUCGUCUGCAGGCGCUGCUACGGAGCGCCGGCGUGGGCCACGCGACCUUCGAACUGCACGCUCACUCGGAGCCCGGCAGGCCCAUGGGCCUCGUGUACAAGGUCUCCGUUCCCGGGAUGAUGCGGGAAGGCAGCGGCUUCUUCCCCGCGGUGCUGAGCUCCAGCGUGGAGGGAGCGCGCGAAGUGGCCAGCGGCCUUCUCUACGAAAUCCUCGGCGACGCCAACCCCCUGUGGGUGGGCCCGGUCCCCGCCGCCACGCUGCCUCCCGGCUGCCCCGUCCGGGACCUCCCGGCGUAUCCCGGCGACUUCCCCGCGCCCCGGCAGCCGGUCGCCGCGCGCCUGCCGACGAGCGGCACGCACCCAUAGUGCCGCGUGGCCGUCGCGGCGGCGUUCGUCAGGCCGCGGACGGCGUCCCACCGCUCGGCGUUCGCUCUGCAGCUCACGUCCGCUCUGCAGUGUUCACCGUCAAACCGCAAGUUGCCCGCCCGCUCACUCGACGU